Pocillopora damicornis (cauliflower coral) is the source of this 2294-nucleotide messenger RNA. Its product is annotated as serine/threonine-protein phosphatase 2A regulatory subunit B'' subunit gamma. The record is from RefSeq and is a predicted model, not a curated record. Lineage: Eukaryota; Metazoa; Cnidaria; Anthozoa; Scleractinia; Pocilloporidae. Gene Ontology annotation, cellular component: centrosome; spindle. Gene Ontology annotation, biological process: regulation of dephosphorylation; microtubule cytoskeleton organization; cortical cytoskeleton organization.
UCCCAUGAUACCUUUAUGGCCGUGUGAUCGUCUGAAAUAAAACAUGGCGGAAACAGUGGGCAGAUAAAAUUUCUCCAGUUUAGUCCAUCACUUUAGAAUGCCAAGAGGUUUCACAAACUGAAAUGAGUGCAGCAGGAUGGGUUGAAACAUUGCGAAGGUUCAAUGAGAGGAAAAAGGCAAAGAAAGAAGAAGAUGCUGAGAAUGUAGCAAAAAGGUCUCCCAGCGAGACAGAGCUGUUUACCAAGUAUUACAAUGAUUGGAAAGGAGCAGGGAAAGGCAAAACCAAAAGUUAUGAUGCGAUACCUAGAUUUUAUUUCAAGCUUCCUUCGGAAGAUGAAGUUUUGUUGCAAAAACUGCGCGAGGAAUCACGAGCUGUGUUUCUCCAGCGAAAAAGUAGAGAGCUCCUCGACAACGAUGAACUGCAGAACCUGUGGUUUUUACUUGAUAAGCACCACACACCACCUUUGUUUGGAGAUGAACAGGUAUUCUGUGAGACAGUGAUGGAGCUACAUCUUUGUGGCAUAAUUUACUUGCCAUUUUUUAGUGCAACUGUUUUUGCCAAGCUGUUUCAACAGGAUCCUUUUGGAAGGAUAUCAAUCAUGCAGUUUUUCAAUUAUGUGAUGCGUAAAGUUUGGCUUCAUCAAACCAGAAUAGGUCUCAGUUUGUAUGAUGUUGCAGGACAAGGAUACUUGAAAGAGUCGGACCUGGAAAAUUAUAUUUUGGAGUUAAUCCCAACCUUACCUCAGUUGGAUGGCCUUGAGAAGUCAUUUUAUUCUUUCUAUGUGUGCACUGCUGUUAGAAAGUUUUUCUUCUUUUUGGAUCCUCUCAGGACAGGAAAAAUAAAGAUUCAAGACAUCCUUGCCUGUAGUUUUCUGGAUGAUCUCCUUGAGCUGAGAGAUGAAGACCUAUCCAAAGAACAACAAGAUGCAAACUGGUUUUCAGCACCCUCAGCAUUAAGAGUCUAUGGGCAAUAUCUAAGUCUUGAUACUGAUCAUAAUGGAAUGUUGAGUAAAGAAGAAUUAGCAAGAUAUGGUUCAGGAACCUUAACCAAGGUGUUUGUGGACAGAGUGUUUCAGGAAUGUUUGACAUAUGAUGGUGAAAUGGACUACAAAACAUAUUUGGAUUUUGUGCUUGCAUUAGAAAACAGAAAAGAACCACAGGCACUGCAGUACAUGUUUAGGAUCCUGGAUGUGCAGGCUGUUGGACAUCUCAACAUCUUUUCAUUAAACUUCUUCUUUAGGGAAAUUCAAGAGGAGAUGAAAAAGCAUGGACAUGAGCCAGUGAAGUUUCUUGAUGUUAAGGAUGAGAUUUUUGAUAUGGUCAAGCCUGAGGAUCCUUACAAAAUUACUCUGCAAGAUCUUGUUAACAGUGGUCAAGGGGAGACAGUGACAAGUAUUCUGAUUGAUUUGAAUGGCUUUUGGACCUAUGAGAACCGGGAACUUCUGGUACAAGAUGGUAAUAAUGAAGACCAUCCAUGAAGACACUGAAACAGAAAUGUGCAUCUUUCUCAUCUGGGCUUCCUAGGCACCUGUUAACAUCGUUGAAGCUAGCGGGUCACUUAAAAUGUCGAGGAAACUGGCUUCGAAUUGGCUUCUGAAAGUUUUCUAGGUGUGUGAAAUUAAGACUCGAGUGGUAUUAGAACCAGGAUAUAUGUUUUUUGUCGCCUUUGUGACGGUCUUUAACAUGAAUUUUGUCGGUGUAGUCAUCAUUCCCCCUCCCCUCUUUAAGAGGAAUGUCCAUCACAGAAUUGCCUCUGGUACGAUUUAGACACUUGUGUUCUUUAGAUUUAUAAACAUUUUGUGUUCCAUUUUGACACAGUAAACUUGGGUCAAUAGUUCCAUUCGUAUGGAACCCAUCAAGAGGCUAUGUACUCUAAAUUGAGCAAACAACUUUGCUUAAAUAAACGAUUAAAAAAAACUUAAAUGGCAUCUUCUUUUUUGGUAAUGAAUGAUCGAGCUUCAAAGCAAGUUUCUAUGAAUGAAAAUCAUGCAUGUAAAUGUUUCUUUUCAAACUAUGUGUGAAAUUAGCGCAGCUGGGUCCCAUUUUGGUCCCCUUGGCUACACCAUUAGUUUGUUUGUGAUAGUUGCGACCGAAUGAAAAGCAAUUAAGUGUUGGUACUAGUUCGGCUUGACGGAGUAGUGUUUCAUCGCUAGGUUCCUUAACAGUGCGUAGAUCGAAAAAUGUUUGAGGGCUAGGAGACCUUCGUCAUUGGGAACGACAGUAUAAAGAGAUGUAAUAUCCAUAGUAUAAAGAAGUUUGUCGUGGCCAAGGAAAUUAAAGUCGCGAAAAUUUAA